This is a messenger RNA of Prosopis cineraria, 998 nucleotides long. Its product is annotated as FCS-Like Zinc finger 15-like. Lineage: Eukaryota; Viridiplantae; Streptophyta; Magnoliopsida; Fabales; Fabaceae. The transcript is spliced from 2 exons. Bases 132 to 551 code for a protein of 139 amino acids. The record is from RefSeq and is a predicted model, not a curated record.
UUCUCUCUGCUAUUUAUGUAAUCCCCUCAAAAUCCUUUCUCUUCCACCAACGUUCAAACAGCCUUUGAGACCGGUGCUGUGAGUGUUUCAGAAGGGAGGGAGGGGGGGAGGGAGAGAACAGAUCAUGAACCAUGGUGGGUCUGAGUGUGGUACUAGAAGCCCAGAAAUUUGGUGUUUGUAGCGACAAGAACACUCCUCAUGUUAUUAACAAAACUUCCAUGAUGCUUAACAACAAACCUUCUUCUUCAGCUUCGCCACCGACUUCUAAUUCCCAUCGUCACUCUGGUUCUCAAGCACUCUCUUUUCUUGAUCAAUGCUUCCUCUGCAGGAAGAGACUCUUGCUCGGAAAAGACAUCUACAUGUACAAGGGGGACAGGGGGUUUUGCAGCGUGGAGUGCAGGUGCAAGCAGAUAUUCAUGGACGAGGAAGAGAGUAUGCAGAGAGAGAUUUGUUCUCUGGCCGCCAUGAAAAGCCCCACAUCGCCUGCUUCGUUGUCCUCGUCAUCCCCUUCGUCUUCGUCGUCGGCUUCUUCUCGGGGUCAUCGGAAAUGACCCAGAAACCGAGCCGGUGGCGGUGGGUUUGCCUACUGAGAGAGAGUGAAAGAGGAACUACUUGUUAUCAUUAUGAAGACACCGAAAAAGAAGUUUUUGUUUGUCUAAAUUAAUGAUUCUUGUUUGUAAUUUCUCUUUUACCAUGCUUUCGAUUUGCGAAAACUUGUCCUGGGUGCUUCCUAGUAUGAAGCCAAAAUGUCCUUUUAAACUAUUUUAAUUUGGCACCAACCACAGAGAGAGAGAGAGAGAGAGAGAGAGAGAGAGAGAGAGAGUCCAACCUGUAAAACUGUGCAAAAGCUAGACAACACUUGGCCAUGGCUUCUCGUCUUCUCGAUAACCAAUAGCAGGAGUUAAAGGAGAUAUUUUCUAAUUUCUAGUGGUGACAACUGAGAGGGGCAUUUAUGGUAUCCUAUAAUUUUGCAUGCUUAAUUUAAGUUUUGUUUAUAA